This is a messenger RNA of Pararge aegeria (speckled wood butterfly), 792 nucleotides long. RefSeq lists its product as uncharacterized. The record is from RefSeq and is a predicted model, not a curated record. The transcript is spliced from 2 exons. Bases 1 to 792 code for a protein of 263 amino acids. Lineage: Eukaryota; Metazoa; Arthropoda; Insecta; Lepidoptera; Nymphalidae.
AUGCGGUUUUGGUAUGCAAACCAACUUAACUGCGUCAGGUGGGGAAGGGAAUUUUCUGAGCCUUACAGGUUGGAGUGCGGGGUGAGGCAGGGGGGGUUAACCUCACCUAAGCUCUUCAACCUGUAUGUUAAUGACCUGAUCGUGGAGCUCAGCAAAAAGCCAGUCGGUUGCUGGAUUGACGGCAUUUGCGUGAAUAAUUUAAGCUACGCCGAUGACAUGGUGCUGCUGGGUCCCACGGCCGGUUCUAUCAGGGAGUUGUUAAAAGUGUGUGAGGACUACGCUACUAGCCAUGGUCUGAUAUACAAUGUGGCUAAAAGUGAAUACCUGAUCUUUAAGGCCCCACGUAAGCAAGUGCAAUACGAGCCAAUUAUAACACUCAAGGGGGCUGUACUUAAUCGUGUGACCCAAUUUAAAUAUUUGGGCCAUUAUUUAACGGAGGACCUUAAGGAUCACGUCGACAAAGAACGAGAACGUAGAUCUCUGGCUGUCAAAUGUAACAUGUUGGCCCGCAGGUUCGCUCGAUGUAGCAAGGAAGUGAAAGUAACGGCACUGAACACAUUACGUGUACAGUAUAAUAAUGGGUUUAGGAUACUGUUGGGUUUGCCGAGGUUCUGUUCAGCGUCUGGGAUGUUCGCUCAGGAGCGAAUCGAUGAUUUUUACGCCAUUAUAAGGAAAAAGACGGCAUCCCUCCUGACAAGGUUGCGGUCGAGCUCAAACAGUAUCCUGAAUAUGUUAGCGGGAAAGUUUGAUUCACCUAUCUUGCAACACUUCAUGUCGGUGCUUGUACGGUGA